AUGGCGGAGGAGAUUCGAGAAACCUUCAUCGAGAAAUCCGAGACGAUGAAGGGCCUCGAUCCCUGGACCAAAAACAACGUCAGGUUGAACGCCCAGAACGUCGGGGUGUUCUCCUUCUUCGCGCCGCAGUUUUCAACCAAAGGGGCCGUGGAGGAGUUCGCGAAUCAGGUGAAUUCUGCUGUCCCGUGGAAAAACAAGUCCCUCGACUAUUUCCUCGGUAUUAGCAAAUUCGUCGCAGCGGGAUGGAUGGAGCCCAUGCGGACGCUACUUCCGGGAGAGAGAAACACCAGGCGCAGGUACUCAGUGUUUGACACAUCCUGCCAUUUCAGUGCCCAGAAAAACGCAGUGUUGAUACCGGAGGGACUCUUCAACAGAUCGAUUCCCACCUCAACUAAGGAAAGGAUGUUCCACGUCCCCAGGGUGGGACCUCGCCUGGCCGCCUGUCUCUUCCAAGCGGUUUUUGAAGAAAAUUUUUACCACCCCUACGAGAGGCUAUGGACUAUUGCUUCCAACGAGGCAUUCAAGCAAAUCCCAAGUUGUUUAUCGAAACAGUAUGGAAUAAAGCGUAAAUCUUGGAUGCUCGGCGAAAUUGAAGCAAAUGCUGGCCUCGCAGUGGCAUAUCAGGUGUUUCAAGAUCGGCUGUUCACGAAGAGGUACCUACAGAAAGACUACCGCCUUCAGGGCUGCGAUCGGUUGUCGUCGAAUCAGCUUUUCUUCGUUUAUUUCGCUAUGAGUUACUGCGAACACUCAACUCACAAGAAAUCCGAUUCGAUGAGAAACUUCUUUGAGAACAGGGUGAACGUGCCGGUGAUGAAUUCCAAGGAGUUUGCAGACGCCUUCUCCUGCCAACCCGGAUCACCGAUGAAUCCGACGACCAAGUGCACCGUGCUGAUGUGAAAUGCGUCGGCGCUCGCACGAGCGGCACACGAAAACAAAAUAAAUCAAGGCGACGCCAUAGAGUUAGUAUAAUGUACUCUAGAGUUUCAACUGGUGCUUGCGUCUAUGGGGUUUCCGGUUUAAAUUGAAGCAGACAGCGACCAGUCUACUUUUGUGGGGCUCCUGUGCAUUCCUAUGGAAAAAACGUGCGUGGUUUUUGUCUGUCCGCCGGAAAAUAACAGUAAUUACAUUUAUUACACGGGUUGUAGCGAACAGUCGUUAACUUUAUUAACAUUAUAAAAAUUACUUUUGUUUACAGUACUUUUACGAUC
This is a messenger RNA of Ixodes scapularis (black-legged tick), 1208 nucleotides long. RefSeq names its product endothelin-converting enzyme 1-like. The transcript is spliced from 11 exons. Gene Ontology annotation, molecular function: metalloendopeptidase activity. Bases 1 to 897 code for a protein of 298 amino acids. Gene Ontology annotation, cellular component: plasma membrane. Gene Ontology annotation, biological process: protein processing. The record is from RefSeq and is a predicted model, not a curated record. NCBI's taxonomy places the organism in Eukaryota, Metazoa, Arthropoda, Arachnida, Ixodida, Ixodidae.